ACCUGUAUAUGCAUAAAUACAUGUAUAUGUAUAUGUAUAUAUUAAGAAGGUAAAAGUGAGUGAUUACAACUAUAAAUAUGGCCAAGUAGAGGAUAGGGAAUGGAGAACAAAGAAGAGAUAUCAACAAGUCUCUACACUCCGAACUAAAGCUUGUGAGUUGUGAAGGUUGAAUAUGGAGUAUGAUUUGGGGUGGUUGGUUUUGACAGCUUUGAUAGGUGGUAUAGUUGCAUUGUUAGGGUUAUUGAAGAGGGUAAAUGAGUGGAUUUAUGUGAGCAGUUUGGGUGCAAAGCAGUAUUCUCUCCCUCCAGGGGACAUGGGUUGGCCUUUCAUUGGGAAUAUGUGGUCUCUCUUUAGAGCUUUCAAGAAUGGUGAACCUGAUUCAUUCAUCUCUGCCGUUGUUACCAGAUUUGGCGCGGAGGCUCAGAUAUACAAGGCCUUCAUGUUCGGGAACCCGUGCGUGAUCGUGACAACAUCGGAGACAUGCAGGCGAGUGUUGAUGGACGAUGUAAAUUUCGGGCACGGUUCUCUUAAAUCCAUCACAAAACUAAUAGGAAAGAAAGGGUUCCAUGGCCUUUCCAACGAAGAACACCGGCGUAUCCGUAGGGCAACCACAGCUCCGAUCAAAGGUCGUGACUCAUUGUCAGUGUACAUCGAUUUAAUAGAAGACAUCGCCAUGUCUUCGUUCGAAGAAUGGGCUCGGAUGGACCGGCCGGUCGAGUUCUUGACUGAGUUGAGGAAGGUUGCUUUCAAAGUGAUCAUGAACAUCAUAAUGAGCGAUGAGCUUGAACCAAAAGCAAUGGAUAUAAUGGAAAUGGAGUAUACUCGUCUAAGCCAUGGAGUGAAGUCCAUGCCUAUUAAUCUCCCUGGAUUUGCUUACCGUGAGGCACUUAAGGCUAGGAAAUAUUUGGUAAAGAAUUUUCAAGAUGUUGUUGAUAAAAGAAGGGCGACGAUGAAGAGCAACCAAUCAAAGCCAAAUAAAGACGUGUUGAGUAUAAUGAUUGAAACUGAAGAUGAGGAUGGUCAGAAAUUAAGUGAUGAAGAGAUCAUAGACUUGAUAAUCAUGUUCUUGCUCACUGGCCAUGAAUCUUCUGCCCACGCUACUACCUGGGUUAUGAUCUUCCUGCAGGAAAAUCCACAAUGCUUGCAGAAGGCCAAGGAAGAGCAAGAGGAAAUCAUAAGGAGACGACCUCCCACACAAAGUAGAUUGAGCCAUAAUGAGAUUAGGCAAAUGGAGUACUUGUCCAAGGUGAUUGAUGAAACGUUGCGCGUGGCUAAUCUUUCGUUUGCUCUUUUUCGGGAGGCAAAAACCGAUGUUAACAUCAAUGGUUACAUCGUACCCAAAGGAUGGAAAGUUCUGGCUUGGAUCAGGAAUAUCCAUGUCAAUCCUGAAAACUACCCAAACCCAAAGGAAUUUAAUCCUUCUAGAUGGGAUGGUCAUACAACCAAACCAGGAGCUUACAUUCCCUUUGGAGCAGGGAGUAGAUUGUGCCCUGGAGGAGAUUUAGCCAAGCUUGAAGUUUCUGUGUUUCUUCAUUAUUUUCUUCUUAACUACAAGCUCGAGCGACUUAAUCCAAAAUGUGGGGUGAAAUACUUGCCAAUUCCAAAGCCCAAAGACAAUUGCCUUGCAAGAAUCAAGAAGCUCUCAGCAUCUCCCUAGCGUAUUAGCAUUUACUAGAUCUUCCUGUUAUUAUAUUCUAUAUAAUCCCAUAUUGGUCGGUUGUAGUUCUGUAUUGUUUGCCAGGGCAAAAAAAAAAAAAAGAGUGUAUAAAUAAUAUAUAAAAGAAAAUUGUACUAGUAAAAAUCAUGAUUAUAUUGUUGGUUGUGAAAUAGAAACCAAUCUAUUAUGUUGUAAAUUGAAUUACAAAAUACAAAUGAUUAAAUCUAAUAUUGAUAAGGAAAAUUCUAGAUAUUGAUAAGGCUGCUAAGUGCUCUCUUGCAUGGGAUUUCUUGAUUUCAAAAGAUAGGUUGUGGAUGGCAUGGUUCAGAAAUUGUUAUACUAGGAAUGCUUCUUACCAGCAUGUAGUGGUAAGGGAUGUAUACUCGUCCAACUGUUUCUGGAUCCCUGGUGUGAGGGGUUUUUAUCUCAGAAGUUCAACCAUAGGUUGUUGAGAACAUUGAGUCAUGUCAAGAAUAUAUCUCUGAAUUAUUUUAUCAAUAAUAAUUUAUGGGAUGUGUCCAAAUUCCCUGCUGAACUACUACAAGUAAUGUAUCAGUUUUUUUUUUUUUUCAAA
Messenger RNA from Cornus florida, 2231 nucleotides. Its product is annotated as ent-kaurenoic acid oxidase 2-like. The record is from RefSeq and is a predicted model, not a curated record. NCBI's taxonomy places the organism in Eukaryota, Viridiplantae, Streptophyta, Magnoliopsida, Cornales, Cornaceae. Bases 173 to 1657 code for a protein of 494 amino acids. Gene Ontology annotation, biological process: sterol metabolic process; brassinosteroid biosynthetic process; multicellular organism development. Gene Ontology annotation, cellular component: endoplasmic reticulum. Gene Ontology annotation, molecular function: heme binding; iron ion binding; ent-kaurenoic acid monooxygenase activity. The transcript has 8 exons.